GUAUGGAGGAGAGAUGCACAAGCUUGUGUGAUGGGGUUGAGGCGAGACAGAGACUGCUUGAGGCGAGACAGAGAACGACCGAUCCCCAGCGGCCUUUGGUGCACCUCAUAAACCUGUAGCAUUUGGCAGGAAGCCUCAUUGCCCUAUAGAAGAAAUCAGACAGGAUCCUGCUGCAUCUCCCGACUCACGGAGCUCUCCGUUUGGGUUCAGCCUUGCUGCCAACUUGCCUUGCAUGCUAUCUCCGCGGCCCUUAGCAGAAUGUUCAAGGAUUAUUUCCAAUACAAGGGGAUCAACUUUCCUCAUCUCAUCUAUUCAGAACAAGUCCUGCAGUUGGUGGAAAACAGCUUCCAAGUUCGAGAUGACGACAUUUUCAAUGUCACCUACCAGAAAUCAGGGACCGUGUGGAUGCUGGACAUCUUAAGUCUCAUCAUGAGCAACGGAGACCCCACCUGGUGCCAAACAGUCCUCAACUGGAACCGGGGCCCUUGGUAUGAGACCGUGAUGGGCUACCGGAGGGCUUUGACUAACAAGUCGCCUCGCCUCAUUAGCUCCCACCUUCCCGUGCAGCUCUUUGCAAAGGACUUCUUCAAGUCCAAAGCCAAGAUAAUCUAUACCGUUAGGAACCCGAAAGAUGUCUUGGUGUCCCUCUACCAUUUUGCCUUGAUGUUUCGCCCUUUCAGAGACCCUGGAACCUUGGACCAAUUCCUGGAAGAGUUUCUAAAAGGGGAUGUGCCUUUUGGAUCCUGGUUUGACCAUGUUAAAGGCUGGAUGAACUUGAAGGACCAGGAGAACUUCUUCUUCAUCACAUAUGAGGAGCUGCAAGAGGACCUGCGGGGAAGCGUAGUCCGUCUCAGCCAGUUCCUGGGCAAGGAUCUAGACGACGCAGCUAUAGACUCUGUGGUGGCAAAUGCUUCCUUCGAAGCCAUGAAAAAGAAUAAGAUGUCAAACUUCUCACGCGCACCACGAUUCAUCAUGGACAAUAAGAAGAGUGCUUUUCUUCGCAAAGGGAUCUCUGGUGACUGGAAGAACCAUCUGACAGCUGAGCAGAGCGGACGUUUCGACUGGGUCUACCAGGAGCGCGUGCAAGAUUUAGAUGUCUCUUUUCCUUGGGAUAAAAAAUGAAACCGACUCUCCCUCUAAACUCAAUAGGCUACCAACAGUUAGUGUAACAUCCAGUAGAUUAAAGGCAGUACCAGGGGUGGUAGAUGAAGAAGCAGAGACUGCUGGAUGGUAUGGAAGAAAAUGGGACUUAGCGGGUAACAAUAGGGAUAGAAGGUUCCAGAAAAUGAGUGGGAUGUGGUCGAACAUAUUCCAGAAACUACUGUGUUGUGUGGAUGAGGUACGGAUGGACAUCUGUCUAUCAGCUUUUAUUGAUGCCUUUGGAAUAAUCCCUGCUGAAGGCAAAACUGCUAAGGAGAAGCAAGAAUUUGUUCUGGGAGAGAGAAGUACAGGCGAGGGAAAGAUUCUGUGCCCCCUCUUCUUCGUGUGAUGUUUUGGAUUGCUGUUCCCCAUUGCCAUUUUGUCUGAACUCUGCAGCCACAGAGACGGGUCCGGCUUGGCCCUGCUCGAGUGACGGAAAUACUACCCCAAACACAUCCAAGUUAAUGU
Messenger RNA from Sphaerodactylus townsendi, 1608 nucleotides. Its product is annotated as sulfotransferase 2B1-like. Gene Ontology annotation, cellular component: cytoplasm. Gene Ontology annotation, biological process: sulfation. The transcript is spliced from 7 exons. The record is from RefSeq and is a predicted model, not a curated record. Bases 259 to 1122 code for a protein of 287 amino acids. Gene Ontology annotation, molecular function: sulfotransferase activity. NCBI's taxonomy places the organism in Eukaryota, Metazoa, Chordata, Lepidosauria, Squamata, Sphaerodactylidae.